GAUUCAAGACACUUCGUGAAUGAUUGUAUGUAUAGUGAAAAUGUAGUAUGCCAUACGUGCGGCGAUAAAGGGCACACUACUAGAGUUUGUACGCAUAGAGCCGAAAAAAAAGAUGCAGAACGAAAGCCGCGAGUAGGUUACGUAAGUCAAUGCGGUAGUAGUAGUAGCUCCGAUGGCGAAAUGUCGCGAGAGUUGAGCCACAUGUAUAUCGAUAAUAAAAGAAGUCUGUACAGUCUGUAUGUACCCGGAAAAACUAGAGUUGAGCCUCAAUAUGUAACGGUCGAAAUAAAUAAAUCUAAAAUUAAAAUGGAAAUAGAUUCGGGCGCGGAACCAGCUAUAAUUCCAAAAGAAAUUAUAAAUAAAUGUUUUCCGAAAGAAACAAUGUAUGAGCCAGAUAUAGAAUUUAGGAACCAUGAUAAUACCGUCAAUAAGCCUGCAGGAAUGUUCAAAGGUGUAACUAUGAGUCUGAACAAUAAGAUAAUAAAAGCUGAUUUAUAUGUAACUGAAUCGUCCGGGCCGCCGAUUAUAGGCAGAGCGUGGCUCAAAGCACUAGGAUUAUGGCCUCUAUUUAAAGACCUAGAUCUGCAUAUAGUUAAAAAUAAAAUUGAUGGUAAUGACAGGCUAAAUAAAAUCUUAGAAAAACAUGCUAAAUUUUUUGAAAAUUCUAAAGGAUCGUUCAAUAGGGCCAAGAUCAGGUUAGAAUUAAAGGAUGAUGCUAAACCGAUAUAUGAGUUAGCGCGAUCUGUACCUUUUGCUUUAAAGGAUAAAAUAGAAAAAGAAUUAGAUAGAUUGGUAGAAGAAAAAAUAUUGGAACCAGUAGAAAUGAGCGAAUGGGCUACCCCGAUUGUGCCGAUACUAAAACCGAAUGGAGAUGUUCGACUUUGCGGAGCUUUCAAUGUAACUAUUAACCCUUUAUUAAAAACAAUUCGCUAUGCACCACCGAAUUUCGAUCACGCUAUGGCUCGAUUAAUAACAAAAAAUAUUAAUAAUAAAAAUAAGAAGCGGUAUUCGAAAAUUGACCUAAAAGAAGCUUUUUUACAAGUUCCCGUUGAGGAAAAUUCGCAAAACUUAUUAACUAUCAAUACUCACAAGGUCUUGUUUAAAUGCCUGUAUAUGAUGUACGGUAUAUCAUCGGGACCUGGGUAUUUUCAAAAGCAAAUUGAGGAAGUUUUGAAAAAUAUAAACGGAGUCGCGGUGGUAGCAGACGACGUAGUGGUAACGGGAAGUGAUGAUGAGGAACAUUUGCGAAAUUUAGAUAUAGUAUUAACGCGUUUAGAAGAAUGCGGUUUGAAAGGACGAGUAAACAAAUGCGAAUUUUUCAAAGAUGAAGUUAAUUAUCUAGGAUAUAAGUUACGGGAUGACACUAUUACAAUAAAUGAAGAAAAGUAUAGAGCAAUAGUUGAUAUGAAAGAACCGGAAAAUCACAAAGAAUUACAGUUAUUAUUAGGUAAAAUCAAUUAUUAUGGCAGGUUAUUUAAAGAUCGUGCUAAAAUUCUAGCACCAUUAUAUAAUUGCAGUAAUUCGAGAAUUUUUGAGUGGGAUCAAAAUUGCAAAGAAGCGUUUGAAAGAGCGAAAAUAGAAUUAAAAAGCGUGCUUGUAAACUACAAUCCAUCUUUACCAUUAAAAUUAACAUGUGAUGCGUCCCCAAAAGGGCUGGGUGCGUAUAUCAGCCAGCCUUAUGAAGACGGCGAUAGACCGGUAGCGUUUGCAUCAACGAGGUUGACAGCCGCGCAAGAAAAUUACUCGCAAAUUGAUAAAGAAGCAGCUGCGAUAAUAUUUGGAGUAACUAAGUUUUAUGAUUAUUUAUUCGGACGUAAAUUUCUUUUAAAAACGGAUAAUAAACCGUUAUCUAGGAUCUUUUCUCCUGAAAAGGGUAUACCAAAAAUGGCUACGAGUAGAUUGCAAAAUUGGAGUUACUUUCUAUCGGCAUUUGAUUAUGAAAUAGAGUACAUUAGUACAAGAGAUAAUAUUGUGGCUGAUACUUUAUCGAGAUUACCGAUAAAUUAUGUAGAAAGUAAUGAUGUUUUAGAAACUGAAGGCCGAUUUACGUAUUUACACUAUGUAUAUUCAACAAACAUAACAUGUUUAAAUUUCAAAGCAGUAGCACGCGAAACUGCUAAAAACGAGACUCUAUCCAUCGUGAAGCGGAUGGUAAUAGAAGGAUGGCCUGACUGUAGUCUUAAAAGUUGGCCCAAUGAGUUGCAACCAUAUGCACUGCGUAAAGACGAAAUUCACGUCGAAAAAGAAUGUUUAAUGUGGGGACAGAGAGUUAUCGUUCCACCUAAAUUAAGAGAAAAGGUAAUCGAAAAAUUGCACGAAAGUCACUUUGGGAUAGUUAAAAUGAAGAGUUUGGCAAGGUCGGUGGUUUGGUGGCCUAAUAUAGACAAAAAUUUAGAAGAUAAAUCUAAAUAUUGCAAAUGGUGUGUUGAAUCUAAAGACAAUCCAAUUAGAAUGGAAUUAACUCCAUGGCCAUGGCCAAGCCAACCUUGGUAAAGACUUCAUGCAGACUUUGCGGGGCCAUAUUUGGGGCAAACUUACCUUUUAGUAAUCGAUGCCUAUUCUAAGUGGCCUGAAAUUUUCAUUAUGAAAAAUAUAUCAGCAGAAGCAACGAUAGAAAAAUUCCGAGAAAUGUUUACAACGCAUGGGCUACCGAACCAUAUUGUAACUGAUUCAGGAACGCAGUUUACGAGCGACGAAUACAAAAAGUUUCUCAAGCAAUUAGGAAUAAAACAAGAUUUUUCAGCGCCGAAAUAUCCAGCGACAAAUGGAGCUGCGGAAAAUCUUGUAAAAACAUUUAAGCGUAAACUCAAAGCGAUUGUACAAAGCUCGAAAGUAGAUGUGAAAACUGCUAUACAAAUGUUUUUAUUCUCAUACAGAACAACAAAACAUGCAACAACGAAUGAAACUCCGGCCAACUUGUUGUUUAAAAGAGAACUGAAAACUCCUUUGUUAUUAUUACGGCCAGAAACGAGAUAUCACGUUGAAUCAAAGCAAUAUAUGCAAAAAAAGCACUUCAAAGGUAGUAGAAAAGAAAACUUUGAAGAAGGCGACGUAAUAAUGGCAAAGGAUUUUCGAAAACAUCACCCGGAAAUGUCGGAAGCCAAAAUUGUUAGAAAAUCACCUCCAAGAAACUGUAUAAUAAAAUUUAAGGAAGGAGGAGAGAAAGAGCAUAAAAGACAUUUCGAUCAAAUACAACAUUGGCGGGAAAGCGAAAAUGAUCAAAGUAAAAUAGAUGUUAGUACUAAUGCGAGAUAAUGUAAGCAGCGAAAAUUCAGCGAUAGUUUUAAGAAAAUCAACUAGAUUAAAGCGAAAUGUAACACCAUACGAUGCUACGCAUUAUUUGUAAAGGUAUAAUGUCUAUCAACUUUGAUAACUGAAUAAAACGGGGAAGGGUGUAAGAUAUGUGAUGUACGAAUGUGUACGAAUGUGUGUAUCUAUAACGAUAGUGUAGAAUGUGAGAAGGCAGGCAAUAAAGUCAGUCGGUCCUGAACCGUAACAGAGUGUAGUCGUCUUUAUUUACCUCUUCCUCGCAUAUACAAUAAUUAUUCUUUUAAUACUUACUUGCCGUCCCGUUGUAUUAUAGUCCAUCGAUGAAACACUAGCAUUAUUACUUAUAAGGUGUGAAUCUGUUAGAUAAUAUAUGUUGUUAGAUAAGCUAAAUUUAAUAAUUUGAAAAAAUAGUAAGUAGUUUUGGAAUCGUAAUAUUAUUUAUAGUUCAGUGUGGCUAAAAUCCGCUUUUAAGUCACGCCUAUCUGUGACCGAAAUAGUCCUUUUUUGAACCGUGUUUAUCACACUCGCUAAGCUCGUGCGCUAACUACGCUGUGUAAAAAAGAACCAUUGAAGUCGCACGUAUCGUAAUGUACUAUUUUACUUUGAUAAUUUUGCUUUAUGAUCUGUUUCGAUUGAAAAGGCGAUAAAUUUUCAUAUUUAUACUUAAAUAGUCGUAGACCUUACAGCUUUGAUAUCCUACGAAGAUGUUGCUAUUAUUUUCCUUAAUGAACUUGUAUAUCUCAGAAGAAACCUGCAUUAAUACUGUCGUUGUAUCACUACGUUUGCUUUUGUACAUAUGCAGGGCUAGGCCUUUCUUUAAAAAACUGCUGAAGUUUCUCGAGUUGAUAUCACUCUCUAUCUCGGCUGGACUCCAGUUCAUGUAGUUGUCGAAACCAAUCAUUUUUAUUUUAGGAGUUAUAAGUUCUUCUUUCGUAACCUCACAGACUCCUUCUAAGUUUUCUUUUAAGACAGCUUCAGUUAGUUCAACACUAUUACUAUUUACACAAACAAUGACUAAUUCUUUUUUUUUAUUAUAAUACAUAUAUUUAGUUUGGAUCUUUUUUUCACGCAUUAGGCACUCUAUAACCUUCUUUUUCAUAUCUAUAGACUCAUUGCCCAUGUUAUUUAUUGUAAUUUUUGGCACUUUUUUCGGAGCGGUUUUGGCUGGUUUAUCACCUCAGCAUAAGAUACGCUAGGUGAUACACUAUCAUACUGUUUAGUUAUAAGUUUCUCCUUCAAUAAAUUGUUUCUUUCUCUCAGUUCUUCGACUAGCUGCUUCAAUAGUAGAUUUUCAGCUUUCAGUAUCUUGUACUUCUCAGUAAUAUCACAAUCCAGUAGAUCUUGUGCUGAACUUGUCACUUCCGUUAAAAGUUCUUUCCUUACUUCUUCGGAUUUCUUUAACUUUAUUUGUUCAAUCAACAUUUUUGUUGACUCACUUAUGCUGUCGUCCUCAAUUUUUGAGGUUAUGUCCGUGUAGCUAUGUUCUGGGCAGACCAUUUGGUUGUUACUCACUUGCCAGUAAUUUUUUUCUUUCUGCGCUAAGCAGCUGGAGUGAUAUGCUGCAUGGCAGAUAAUACAAACAAUUGAAAUAGCUGGGACACUCGUUGGGAGGCAACCGCAAACCCGCCAUGUUAAAAUUUUUUGAUUGUAGUACUCAGACAAUAAAAUACUUAAAAUUUACGAUAAAAUCACUGGCAAAGAAUAUCUGACAGGGGUAUAUGAAAAGCCAAAUUGGAUAAUUUAAUUGAAUGUGUCAAAACACGAUCAAUUGGACACAAAACAAGAAUCAUAAAACACGGCUAACAUAGUGUCGGUAGACAAGUUCUUGCAACAAUCUCUGGCAGACAUUAUGGAACUCGAAGAUCAAAUUGAAUCAAAAGAAAAUAGAGAAUCAGAGUCCUGCAGAGAUUGAGAGGGAGAAAAAGCAAGAACGAGCCAGAGAAGAAACAAGUCUAUCUGGUCAAAAAGAAGUUUGUGAUACAAACUUAAAUGAACAAAUCCUGAACAGGAAAAUCCUUUACUUAGACGAAUAUUAAGAUGAGAUGAAAAACCAUUCAGUGGAAAAUCAGAUCGCUCAAGAUAGACUCUGGUCUAUCUACUAGUAUGUGGAUACUCGCUUUAGAAGUGGCUAUCCAUAUUUACAAUAGAACUCCUCACAAAGGGAUCAACUUAGAGAUACCCAUCAAGAAGAUGUUUCCAGAUAGAAACAUCCAUCUAGAUAAAAUAAGACGUUUUUGAUGUCUAGCCUAUGCUAAGAUACCCAAUACAGAAAGCAAGUUUUCAGACAGAGCAAUCCGUACUAUUAUGGUAGGAUACUCACAAACUGGUUAUGUUCUAUGGCAUCCAGAAUCUCAGAGGUUCAUUACAUCAAGACAAAUAAGUUCAAUUUAACAGCUCAUCAAAUGGACGUCAAGACAGCCUUCCGAAAUAGAACGCUUAAAGAUGACAUAUUUAUGGAAAUACCAGACUGUAUCAAAAUUGAUUCAACAAUAUAAAGAAAGAAAGUGUGCAAACUUCGAAAAUCUUUACAUGGCCUUAGAAUAAGAUUCAAGCAAUGGAACAAGCGUUUCUCAGAGGUAGCCUUGGAACUUGGAUUGGAAAAAAGACAUAAAUGAACCAUACCUAUUUACAUGGAGACUACAAAAUCAGAUGGUGGUGUUACUGCUAUAUGUAGACGAUGUCAUACUAGCAGGCAACAAUCAGACGAAACUAAACAAAAUAGAGCAGAAACUAAGCUUUACAUUUUAGAUGAAAGACUAGGAGAACCUAAAAUGUUCUUGGGCAUGAAAAUUACAAGAAACAGAGAUCAGAAGAUAUUAGAACUAUCUCAAACAGAAUACACAAAAAAAUGUCUAGAACGUUUCAAUAUGCAAACUAGUGAGCCCCAGAAAAUACCUAUGAUUAUUAGACAAAUUCGAAAUAGAGAACUCAGGUACCUUACAGAGAAGCAAUUGGAAGCCUACUCUACUUAGCAAGUGCAACUAGACCUGACAUUACAUUUGCAGUAAAUUUUGUAUCUAGAAGACAGCUGACACCAACUGAAUGUGACUGGAAAGAUGUAAAAAGCAUCUUUAGAUAUCCCAGAGGAACAUAGAAAAUAGGCUUAACAUUCAAAGUAAAAGAAUAAAACAUGAUAGAUGCCAGUUUCAGAGACUGUGAAGAUUUAUCCUCAACGGGAGGAUAUGUAAUCAAACUCGAUGACGACACAAUUAUGUGGAAAAGCUAUAAACAGACAUACGUUUCACUGUUUACCUGCCAAGCUGAGUAUUUAGCUAUGAGCAAUGCUUGUCAAAAAAUAAUUUCAACAAAUCUAUCAGAGAGAUAACAAGACAAACUCUAUGUUGUGACAUUAAUAACAUUAAUAAAUACACAGUAACAUUAAUUUGCAGGAGACUGCACUCAGAUGAAAGGAAAUCACAAAUUGAAAAACAUUGAUGAUGACCUAGAAACAAUUCAGAAGAAGAUGCAAGAUAGAGAAAAGACAAAAAGCAAAAGUCACAUGGGAAAUACGCAUAAAGAUUACAUAUAAUAAUGCGUCUUAGAAGAAAAAAUCAGAGUCAAAUAGAUAUCAGCCAUAGAAAAUAUCGCAGAUAUAGUGACGAAACCUUUCCCUAAUAAAACUCAUAAAUACCUCAAGGACAAAAUCUUGAACAGAGAAAUUCACACGUAAUGCUCAACUCAAAACUUUCAUAUGUCAGAUAAAUAAGAAUUUUAAAUUAUGUUUCAGAUACAGGAAACCACAGAGACAAUAAUUCAGAAGAGUAACUCAGAGGUACAUAAUUCAGAAGCAUUUCAGAUCAAGCGACCCAAAGAGAGGGAGUGUUGUCGAGUCUUCGAGUCGUCUGACUAAACCGUUUCCACUGAAUACGACUCGAGCGCCAUCUGACGGUAUUCGGCGCUACAUGUGACACUAUAUAUAUAUAUAUGUAUGUAUAUAUAUAUAUAUAUAUAUAUAUAUAUAUAGACACACACACACACACACACACACACACACACACAAUCCGACUAUGUAUACAGUCUAUAUAUACAGACUGUAUAUCUAUAUAUUCAGUCCGUCUGUGCCCUUUCGAACGGUUCGUAUACCUGCUCUCUUCUUAUAUUCAAUAGCUGUCCCACCCUAGGACCGUUCGAAUCUUGUGUACAGUUUCAAAUCCCCUCAGUUGGCCCUGUUAGUCAUUCGAAAAGGAUCUUCUGAGAGCAACGCUUGUUUGAAAAAAAUACGAAAAUGUCGAACGUGACUUCAUUUUGUGUUUUGCCAAAAGACAAAUGAAGCAUUAAAAUUAUUCACUGAAGAAAUAUUUAAAAAGUGUAGUGAUAUAUUAGUUAUUAGAAAAAAUAAUAAUUUAGUUGGAAAAGAUGUUGUACUGCCGGCACAGAUAACCGAUUUUCACCUGUACCACAGCAACUGCUAUAGACGCUUCACAGCCUUGCCCCCAAACUAUAGAGUUCAAUAUCAGCACCUAAUGAAGGAUCGUCGUCUUCAAUACAACGUAUGUAAAACAAUAUAAAUAAUCAAGUAUAUAGAUAUAUAUGCAUCUUAAAAAAUAAAUAAUCAAGGAUGUAGCCUUGCGUAAAUUCAAAAUAAAUAUGAUACGCAAAUUAAGUUUCACUUCGAACCGACACGCAGCUGUUGAAGCAACGUGACAACAAUAGACAGAGAAACCCUCGGAGAAAACCGUUACAGCUGCCGGGCUGUUUACAGCGUGCGAUGCCGGCGCGCUAUUUACUUCUUGCUAUGAAGACGUAAAUGUAAUAUUGCCGAACUUAAAACUGUUUAGAUCCUUGUCUGUAGUACAUAUAUAAACGCAAUAUUUUAGCUAGUCUUAUAAUUUAACGUUAAAAUAUAUAAUAAAAUAUCUGCAUCUUUGGAUUAUAAAGAUAGCAUUUUAUUAUAUAAAAGUAAACAAAAACAACUUUUUUUUUAUUCAAGAACAAACUCAGAAGAUUAUAGAAAAUAUGGAAAUUGAAAAUGUUACCUCUGGUGGGGAUAACCCGGAAGUAAUCGAAGGCUCCGAGUUAGCUACCGAGAACAUGGAUGAAGAUGUAGCGCCCGCUGACAUUGCCGAUCCCGACAAUACAAUUGAAGGUCAGAAACUGUAUACCUGCUUUUUCUGUGGAAAAUGUAGGAAAAAGGUAAAAGGCCGUGAGGAAAAAUUGUCGGUUUUUCUAUCAAAUAGUAUCGAUUCUAUAAAAACUCUUGCGACAGAAAGCGGUGAUAUCGAUAUGAAUCAGAAGUUGCAACAAUUACCAUUAGAUGGAGAGUAUUUCUUUCAUAAGUCAUGCAAGAAUAUUUAUUUUAACUCGCGUCAUUCAAAAUUAUCUAAAGAAAAAGAGAAGUGUGAAUGGCAUUUUACCAGAGACAUACGUGCAGAGGCAUAUGAAAAAGUUGAACAAUUUGUCGCCGAAAAAAUAGUUAAUCAAGAGCAGUCUUUUUUUUUGAAAUUUUUAAAUGACAUGUUUAUAAAUUAUUUAAAGAAUAAUGAUACACCGGUUUCAAAUACGACAUGUAAACCUUAUCAUUUAAAAGAAAGAUUGCUAAAAAAAUUUUCCAAAGAAAUCAACAUAAUAACUUUUAAAGGCGAAAGUCUCGUUAAACCUUAUAAGGGCAUAAUGAUUAAAAACGAAGUUCACAAGCAUCAAGUUUUAGAUGCAGCGGCGCGUAUUUUAAACGAAGAAAUACUUAAAUUAAAAUGUACGAUUAGCAACGUUUCAAAAAACGUACAAACGCAUCGAUAACGAUGACGUUUUCCGUUUGCCCAAGAAAAGUAUUGAUGGUUCGACCUUACCACCAUGCAAAGCGGAACUCUACUAACAUUUUUUGAGAGCGUGGUAUUUAGCGCAAAUGUGGGCGCACGCACACCUACAAGUUCCUAUUGCUGAGCCUCCAACAAAUUAUGGCUGGAUAGAGAUCGAAAACAAGUACGGCUUUUCUUGGUUUUCUGGGAGCCAGUUACCAACGACCAUCACAGAAAUAACGAUUCAACUCGAAUAAGAUGAUAAUGAUUAAAAUCUAAGGGCGGAAUCUGACAGUGACUCUGACAGUGAAUUCGGGGAUGAUGGAAGUAGCAGGAGCCAAAGCGAAGAUGAAAUAGAAUAACAGCUGUUUUUUUUUUGAAUAAACGAUGAUAAUACAUAAAGUAUUGAUUAAUA
Nasonia vitripennis (jewel wasp) is the source of this 9420-nucleotide messenger RNA. RefSeq lists its product as uncharacterized. Gene Ontology annotation, molecular function: zinc ion binding; nucleic acid binding. The transcript is spliced from 2 exons. Lineage: Eukaryota; Metazoa; Arthropoda; Insecta; Hymenoptera; Pteromalidae. The coding region runs from base 28 to 2493 and encodes 821 amino acids. The record is from RefSeq and is a predicted model, not a curated record.